This is a messenger RNA of Polyodon spathula (Mississippi paddlefish), 1573 nucleotides long. RefSeq names its product ras-related GTP-binding protein D-like. Lineage: Eukaryota; Metazoa; Chordata; Actinopteri; Acipenseriformes; Polyodontidae. Gene Ontology annotation, biological process: positive regulation of TOR signaling; cellular response to amino acid stimulus; cellular response to starvation. The transcript is spliced from 7 exons. Gene Ontology annotation, molecular function: GTPase activity; GTP binding. Gene Ontology annotation, cellular component: Gtr1-Gtr2 GTPase complex; nucleus; lysosome. The coding region runs from base 126 to 1322 and encodes 398 amino acids. The record is from RefSeq and is a predicted model, not a curated record.
UUUUGGCAGGCGGGUGAAAGUUCACAAUGGCGUGAAAAUAUCAGGUGACGGUGUGGAAUAGCUCUCCUGCACUAGUGCUAGCGGGAGAGUGUCAUUGUGGAAACUCAUAAACGCGUUUGGGUACAAUGAGCCAAGAUAACAAAAAGUAUGGGGAGGAAGACGAGUCGCCCACAAUGACUGGUGUUGAUGAUGAUGAUGAUGAGGAGGAUGAUGACGAUCUUGACACCUUUACCGACGGGGACCAUGACAGCGGGUGCGAGGAUGGGGUUCUAGGGUGCAGGGACCCCUUCAGCUCUGAAGUGAAGCCGCGGAUCCUGCUGAUGGGCCUCAGGCGGAGCGGCAAGUCCUCCAUUCAGAAAGUGGUCUUUCACAAAAUGUCCCCCAACGAGACCCUCUUCCUGGAGAGCACCAACAAGAUCUGCCGGGAAGACGUGUCCAACAGCUCCUUCGUCAACUUCCAGAUCUGGGACUUCCCUGGGCAGAUCGACUUCUUCGACCCCACCUUUGACUAUGAGAUGAUCUUUAGGGGGACCGGCGCCCUGAUAUUCGUCAUCGAUUCUCAGGAUGACUACGUGGAAGCCUUGAGCAGACUUCAUCUUACAGUGACCAGAGCCUACAAGGUGAACCCUGACAUCAACUUCGAAGUUUUCAUUCAUAAGGUUGAUGGACUGUCAGAUGACCACAAGAUUGAAAAACAGAGAGACAUUCAUAAGCGAGCCAAUGAUGACCUUGUGGAUGCAGCUUUGGAGAGAAUCCAUCUAAGCUUUUACCUGACGAGUAUAUACGACCACUCGAUAUUCGAAGCCUUCAGCAAGGUUGUGCAGAAGCUCAUCCCCCAGCUUCCCACUCUGGAGAAUCUGCUCAACAUUUUCAUUUCUAAUUCCGGAAUCGAGAAGGCAUUUCUUUUUGACGUUGUCAGUAAGAUUUAUAUCGCAACGGACAGCUCUCCAGUGGAUAUGCAGACCUACGAGCUGUGCUGUGACAUGAUCGACGUGGUCAUAGACAUCUCCUGCAUCUACGGAGUGACGGGGGAUGAAGGGGGAAUACCGUAUGACAAGGAGUCGAUGGCGAUCAUCCGACUGAACAGCACGACGGUCAUGUAUCUGAGGGAAGUGACUAAAUUCCUGGCCCUGGUGUGUUUCCUGCGAGAGGAAAGCUUUGAAAGGAAAGGAUUGAUCGACUACAACUUCCACUGUUUCCGCAAAGCCAUUCAGGAGGUGUUUGAGGUGCGGUUGAAGGUGCUGCGGUCCCGCAAGCUGCUGAGUCAGAGAAGGAGAAGCAGGCAAGCCACCCCGAAUGGCACGCCCAGGGCUCCAUCCUGAGGUGCCUGCACUGUGGACCUUGCCGGGCAAAGGGGGCCUGUUACAACACUGUUGCACUGACAUCACAGACUCUGCUGUAUUAUAGCUAAAAGAAAAAAGACAUUUGAAGAACUUGUUAACCCCCUCAGGGUCACGCCUUGUAGUUUUUGUUUAUACUUGAAACAAAAGUUCUGGUGAUUUUUGAAGAAAGUUUGGAUGCAUAUCAGGUUACAAAGGGGUCUUGAUUAAAUGAUGUAGAGAGCAGCUCUGAA